AUGUCAAUAGCGUAUCGUUUCCUUUCUCGAUUUGCUUCUGGUUACAUCAGACGAACAAUUUGCAAUACAUCUAAUACAUUCAUUCGUCUUAUUCCAAAUGAAAGUCGUCGAUACAAAUCAUCUGAUCUUACCGGUGUAACAUUUUCUCCUAUUCCUGAUGCAGAACUCAAAAUUCAGCUCUAUUAUAAAACACAAGAAAUUAAAAAACGUAAAGAAAAAUUAAAAGUAAUAGCAGAAUCCAUAUGGAAUCAAAAAUCAAAUGUAAAUUAUGCUCGAAUUACUUUCAAUGAAUGUAAGACAAUGUUUGAAGAACAAACAGGUCGUGCACCUUCUUCGUGGGAAGCAAAACAAAUUUAUAGUGUAACAUUGGAAAAAUAUGCACCAUGGCGUCAUUUUCAAGAAGAAAAAGAAAGACAACAACAUGUAACAGCAAUGAUAGAAGAAAUUUAUAGUGAUUUACAAAGGAAAAUGAAAGAAGAAAAAGAUUUAACUUUAUCAAAAAGUGAUAUGACUGUUUUACUUGAAAAGAAACUCGGAGAAUUACCUGUAUCGACAGAUAUUCAAGAUAUGUGGAUGCUUAGAUUUCGUUUACCUCUUGUUAAAUGGAUUGAAUAA
This is a messenger RNA of Adineta steineri, 615 nucleotides long. The record is from the annotation of a GenBank genome assembly. NCBI's taxonomy places the organism in Eukaryota, Metazoa, Rotifera, Eurotatoria, Adinetida, Adinetidae.